Pseudophryne corroboree (corroboree frog) is the source of this 1612-nucleotide messenger RNA. RefSeq names its product t-complex-associated-testis-expressed 1 (gene TCTE1). The transcript is spliced from 5 exons. Gene Ontology annotation, molecular function: protein binding. Bases 142 to 1527 code for a protein of 461 amino acids. Gene Ontology annotation, biological process: microtubule-based movement. The record is from RefSeq and is a predicted model, not a curated record. NCBI's taxonomy places the organism in Eukaryota, Metazoa, Chordata, Amphibia, Anura, Myobatrachidae.
AGAUCAGUCCAGUGGGCUCCUCCCUCUUUUGCCAUGGUAACUGACUGCGGCUGUACUCAGGUUGCCAUGGAGAUUGUAAACAGUCCGGAGAUCUAGCAGGAAUGUUCUCCUGAGUAUCACAGGCGCUGAUUUCUCCUCACAAUGCCAGAAGGUGCAGCUACAGCAACUGACAAGGUUUCGGUCCCGCCACCGUUACCUGUCCAGCACAGAAAUGCAGCAGCCGACCUGAGGAAGAUGCGUCGAAUCAUUACUGAGGAUUACAGCUGGUCCCUGGCCUUAAUCCCGCUGCUCAGCGACUUGUGCCUACAACACAUUGUCAGGAACUUUGAGCAUAACCCUAUUCUGGAAAAAUUGCUUCCAAAGCACAAAUCCAAGGUUCUGGACCUAAUCUCCACCUCGCUACCCCUCCAAGUGACUGUCAACCUCAUCACCUACGAGGAUUACUGGAGACGUUGCUGCUCAGAGCGCUGGCCAGUCUGCGACAUCUCCCAAUAUGGGUCCAGUUGGAAGAGGCUGUUCUUUGAGCGACACCUGGAGAACCUCAUUGAGCGCUUUAUUCCAGAUGUGACAGAUACAGGACCCAUCUGUGAGAUUGCAGAAUUUAGCAAGGACUAUAUAAAGAAACUGGAGAUUCGACAGCUGCUGCCACCUGUGAAGUUGGAGAAGAAAAAGGAUGAUGAAGUCGAUGAGAUUUCGGAUUCAGAAAGCGAUACUGGUGGGGAACUGCCGUCCAUGGACCACUUUGAUCUAAACCUAGUUGCCUCUUCUCUGUCUGGCUUGGAAGAGCUACACCUUGUGUAUGGGGUGAAAGGCUGCGGCAUGAACUUUGAGUGGAACCUCUUCAGGUUCACAAAACGGGACUGCUCUUUGCUCGCCAACACAUUCAAGACAUUCAGGAAUCUGAAGGUCUUCAAACUUAACAAAAGUAAAGUUGAUGAUGACAGAGCACGUGUUCUGAUCAAAAGUUUACUGGACCACCCAUCCCUGGUCCACCUGGACCUUUCCCACAACCAGAUCUCAGACAGAGGUGCCCGUGCAGUUGGUAAAUUGCUGAACCAAAGUCAACUCCAGAUUCUAACCCUGUGCAACAACAACGUGCGUUCGCAUGGAGCUCAGGCCAUUGCUUAUGCCCUGUCCAGGAACAACACCCUCAGCACUCUGAACCUCAGGCUCAACCACAUUGGGGAUGAGGGCGGACAAGCUCUAUUAAAUGCUCUGUUGCAGAACACAAGCCUUGUAAAUCUUCAUCUGGGGAGCAAUGAGCUGUCUGAACCAACAGUGACCGUUCUCUCGCAGGUUCUCUCUCAGAAUACAUCUCUAAGGAGCAUCAGCCUCACCUGCAACCGCAUCGGCCUGGAUGGUGGGAAGCAGCUUUUGGAAGGCAUGUCACUAAACAAGACCAUGUUGGAAUUUGAUCUGAGACUCACAGAUGUGGGGCAGGAGAGUGAAUUCUUCAUUAACCAGGUUCUGAGGGACAAUCAGGAGCAUGCCCGGUUCCAGGCACAGCAAACACAAGUAUCCACAUGAUGACCUAUAAGCAGUAAAUGAUCUACCUGUUACCUUGUACCCAAUACUUCAAAAGUCACAAAUAAAGACCAUUUAUGCAAUAUUA